Molecule: messenger RNA, 1760 nt
Organism: Rhododendron vialii
Lineage: Eukaryota; Viridiplantae; Streptophyta; Magnoliopsida; Ericales; Ericaceae
Exons: 12
Coding region: 278-1636 (452 amino acids)
Source: RefSeq, a predicted model, not a curated record
GUCUACCGUAAUCUCUCUCUUAACCGCAGAGAGAGAGAGAGAGUUAACACUGUUGUCACCGUCAGAUCGUCGGUCGAAUGGUAUUCGACAGUUGGCCAAUCAGUACUUCUUUUCUUUUCUAUUGAUUGGCUUGGCCAAGCAGAACUUUGUCGUCUUCGUCACCAGUUCUCCGCCAUAAACCCUAAAUUGAUCAGUAUCGAUCAUACAAAUCCCAAAAUCACUGUAAUUCACUGAAUUCGAAAGAAAGGGAACGAUCAAGGGGCGCCAAGAAGAAAACAUGUUUGGUGAUCAAGAAGACACCCCCGCUAGGUAUGAGUUGUUAAGUAUGGUGAAGAAGCACUCAAAAUUAUUAGGGAAAACCAUGGUAGAUGAGGAUGAUGCUUCAGAUGUCGAAAUGGAUCUACGCUUUUGGCACGAUGUCAUGGACUUGUAUUUUAUUCGUGGUAGGGAAUCGAGGGGUCGUCAAGAUGAUGACCUCGUAUUCUUUGUUAGGAAAAUGAACUUGCAUGGCUAUGGUUUCAAUGACAAUAUUGAAGGCAACUCUCCAUACUUUGUACGCAGGUGGGCACCUAAGCUGAAUGUUUUAGUUGAUAAGAAUUCAGUAGAUGUGGAUUGGAGGCGCUCAUUUUACUUGAACUUAAUUGCUCACACUACGUUCAGUGUAACAGUGGCAAUAUGCAGUCAUCAGGUCCUCAAGAAUCACCAGAGUGGCGUAGACGCACAAUUGUCUUCUAUAUACAAGGUUGUGAAGACUGUUUAUGCAUCACCAAGUCGUGUCGAUUUUCAUUUGGACUCAACAAAGGCAAUAGAAACAACGCCUGCGUAUCCAGAUAUCUGUUUUGCAGUUGAUGACUUCGAUUCCACUUUUGAUGCAGUGGUAUUGACAGAUCCGGAUCACUGCUACUGUGUACUUCUGAAUGCAGAUGGUGGGGCAGCAUUUCCUAGUGAAAGGACGGCACACAAUUCCAGUUCUAGUGGUAUUUCAUCUCUGAACAGCGACACUGGUUCUGGAAAUACACAGAAGAAAAAGCUUACGCUUUUCUCAGGAUUUGUCAGCUACCAAAUGGUUCGAGAUGCAUAUGAAGCUGGGAAGUCUGGAUUUGGGAGCCUUCUUUCACUUGGACAUUCACCUGGGAAAACUGACAGGAUUUACAUGAAAGGCCCGGGAGGACGUGGAGAGGUGGAAGUUGCUGUUUCUGGUGUCAUAGAUCAAAGCAAGCAAACUUCAGGUCCUUCCUCACCGACAUCUAAGAGAGGAUUCAACUUUGGUACAUUUGUUCGUAGGGCUGCUUCCGUUGCAUCUGUGGCGGCAAAGCAUGCCUAUGCGGCUGCUGCCGCCACCCGGAGUCCUGAUGAUGAUGAGAUGCUUCCCCUCAAGUGCUGCUUAAUGUCUAUAUCAUUACCCUGGGAGCACAUUGCUCACGAUCUUUUGUUUAAGUUGAAAAAUGCAGGGAAGUCCUCCAGUGAACUUGUAGAACUACAUGAUGAGGAAAACAUUGAGGAAGGGACGAAAAGAAAAUGCUUCUCAGACAUGGAGCUUGAGAGGCAGUGGUUUUCCUUUUAUUGUUGUACGCUGUUUCUCCCUUCCCCUCUUGAAUAUUUCGGACUUGGGGUCACUUGGGUGAUGGGCCUUUAGUUGUGUUGAAUGUAUUGUAAAUGAUUAGUCAAAAAAUGGGGAAAUAAGACUUGUAUGUAAUCUGCAUGUAUUUUAUCAGUGAUCAAGUUCAUUAAUUCAAUUCUUUUCAUCAGGUGAAGAAAGU